UUAAAAAAAGCUAUCUCAAGAGAGAGAGCCUUUUCCCUUUACCUUGCCGAUAGAUGGCACUUUUUUUUCAAUAAUUCUUGUUUUCCACUUUUCCAACAGUAACAGCAGCAAAGUACAGGUUAACUUUUUUCCUCUGCUUGUACUUUUUGCAUUUUUUUGUACAACCUCUCAAAGUAAAACUUGUCUCAUCUCUCCUCUUUUUUGUAACAAGUAACUUUGUUUUUCUCUCGUUGUAAAGACAAAAAAUAGCAAAUUAUAUAUGUGUAUGUUUGGUGUUUCAUUUUCCAGAGGAUUUCUUUUGGCCAUAUUUUCUGUGUCUCCGUGUACAUCUUGGACCUAACAUUAUCACAUUGUUGACUCGUUUUUUGUUGUUUCGUUUUGUUGUUAAUUUUUGUUGUUAUACCUUUUUUUGUUAAUUUCACUUGUGGAUAUAUUUAUGGACCGCCGUGAUCUGGUCCAAGGCCAUUCUGGUGGAAGUUUGGGACCCAUUGCCUCAAUAUCACAUACAUCCACCUUUAGUAGUGGACCCCGGUUAAGCCAUGCUCCAUCAUCAGAUUUUCAACCUCCAUACUUUCCUCCACCGUACAACUUACCUCAUCAACAAUUGGACUUACAUGGAGUGAAUGCUGCCGCUGCAGCCUCCGUUGGUGAACCAUAUUCACAUUUUAAUUCAUUAGGACAUGAUCCUCAGCAAUACCAUCAUCAUCAUCAUGGAUACGGUGAUUCGGCUGCAGCCGCUCGUCGCAAUUCAGAGCUAGCAUAUGUCAAUGUGAGAAGACCCGAUGUGCUUCAUCAUCAUGUUUUAAAUGACCAGGAACUCAUCAACUCAGGAACUUUACAACCUUUAGACGAUGGACUGGGUUCCAAUGCAGAACAGGAUAGCCACAACAUGUUCCCAGGAGAGCACAAUAGUGUUAUCCGAAAGUGUUUUACCAAUGGUGCAAAACGAACAAGUGAUAAUAAAGAAAUGGUUAUAACCGGGUUAGCCGCUACAGGUGACGUUUUCUGUUCCGUACCUGGACGGUUAUCCUUACUAAGUUCUACAAGCAAGUACAAAGUAACGGUCGGUGAGGUUCAACGUAGACUCAAUCCACCUGAGUGUUUGAAUGCCUCCUUGCUAGGAGGUGUUCUUAGGCGAGCAAAAUCAAAGAAUGGUGGUCGAUCUCUAAGAGAAAAAUUGGAAAACAUCGGUUUAAAUUUACCUGCAGGUCGAAGAAAAGCUGCUAAUGUCACACUACUCACCUCAUUAGUGGAAGGAGAAGCUCUUCAUUUAGCACGAGAUUUUGGUUAUGUGUGUGAAACUGAAUUCCCAUCACGUCAAGUUGCCGAAUACCUUCAUCGCAAUCAUUCUGAUCCAGCUGAUUUAUAUCGCCGUAAAGAACUUAUACUUGGAACUAAACAAGUUAUCAAAGAAUUUGUGGACCUUUUGAAUCAAGAUCGAUCACCACUGUGUAAUAAUAGGCAGCCAAGUUUAUUGGAACCCAAUAUUCAAAGAAGUUUAACACAAUUCUCCCUAAUCACCCAUGGUUUUGGUAGUCCAGCAAUCGCCGCGGCUCUCACCGCAGUUCAAAAUUUUUUGACGGAAUCCAUUAAAUACCUCGACAAACAGUCAGCUAAUUAUCAAAAUUCUGUUCAGGAUACAAAGAAAGACUCCAUGGUGGACAAAAAGUGAUGACGAGAUAACUUAUUAUAUAUAAACUUUAAUUAAUGACAAUUGUUCCCGGUCUAUUAUUGACCAUUGAUGUGAACAACCAAUCUUCAUUUCUUCUUCUUUGGCCAAAAUCAUGUAAUAAUAAAUCAAAUCAUAAAGUCUUAAUGUACCAAGAUCUUAUCCGAGAUUAGCAACUUUUGACAUAUUAUCAUUAUUAUUACCACCACUAUUACUGAAUAAGCUUUAAAUAAAAUCAAAUUCAAAAAAAAUAUUUCAUGUUGAAGAAGAGGAAAAAGAUCAGACAUGAUUAAUCGUAACGCAUCACCAAUAUUCAGUACAUUGUAAACAACUUUUCAUAUGUAUGUAAAAACUAAUGCAAGAUUGAUUUGAAUAACUUUUGCAUGAUGAUAACAAUUCAAA
Molecule: messenger RNA, 2071 nt
Organism: Tetranychus urticae (two-spotted spider mite)
Lineage: Eukaryota; Metazoa; Arthropoda; Arachnida; Trombidiformes; Tetranychidae
Source: RefSeq, a predicted model, not a curated record